UUUAAAAGCCUCCCAGACCGGGUGGUGGUGGGGGGGACCACUUCCAAACAGAGAGAGAGAGACUCGCCAUCCACUAAGUCAACCGUUCGAUCGCAACCAGAGGGCUUCAACAUGGAUAAUCAUUCCUACAACUUUCCAUCCGACUGCACCCCACUCACAAACUGCAAGUCGGCCCGCAAGCCGGCGGGUUCCACCGUGGUGAACAUGGGCAACUCGGGGAAGAACCCGCCCCGGGACUACCUGCUCUGGUCACUCUGCAACACCUUUUAUGUCAACUUCUGCUGCUUGGGCUUCAUGGCACUCAUCUACUCCAUCAAGGCCCGGGACCAGAAGACUCUGGGGAACCUGCAGCUGGCUCAGGAGUGCUCAGACAAGGCCAAAUGGUACAACAUCCUGGCCGCCGGCUGGAACCUGCUGAUCCCUCUGCUGGCCGUCGUCCUGAUCGUCCUCCUGCUCGUCCACCUCGGCUCCUCUCAGGGUUCCUUUGAUUUCCUGGGAGAGGACGGUUUCCAAAACUUCCUCAAGCUGUUCAGCUGGUAGAUGAAGGAGGAAAAAAAACAAAAUCUCCGAUUGGAUUCAGAAGGCGAUGGCAGACGUUAGAAUUAGUCGACGUCUAAAUGUUUGUUUUCAACUUGUCCUAUGCAGAUGUGUUAAAACUUCUGCUCGCCAUCUGAAUUAAUUGUAACACUAACUUAUUUUAGCAGUAUUAGCGUCUCUCUGCCAAAAAUUUGAUAAAUAUAAAAACAUCAAGGCG
This is a messenger RNA of Poecilia latipinna (sailfin molly), 754 nucleotides long. RefSeq names its product interferon-induced transmembrane protein 5-like. Gene Ontology annotation, cellular component: plasma membrane. The transcript has 2 exons. The record is from RefSeq and is a predicted model, not a curated record. Lineage: Eukaryota; Metazoa; Chordata; Actinopteri; Cyprinodontiformes; Poeciliidae. Bases 112 to 540 code for a protein of 142 amino acids.